AUGAAUAAUUCCAGCAACAAAGAGUCAGGCACGUUGUACUUUUCAACCAUCCUAGUCAUUACUCGCAGAAGUUCUGAUGGCUAUCUAUCUCCAAGUUGCUCGCCGAUAACUCAUCCUGCUGGCUGUUUUACCCAAUUCAUGCAUUUUUUUGGUGAAAGGAUAUUUGUUCUGUGGAAAUUAGCUCUAUUAAAGAAACGUAUUAUAUUUUUUUCACCUCCACCAAUUGGUGUAGUCUGUUACAGGGUGUAUUGUACUAUAUCUCUUACUGCACAUCGUAUGUCUGAAAUUGGGCAGUGGUCUGCACAGCCAUUCUUUUAUGUUAAUAUUGCAGAUAUGGAUACUUUAGGAUCAGAAAAAGUCUAUGUAGCCUGUACAACAGAGAAGAUAUUUCAGUCAAAAACUUCAUUAUAUGAUUUAUAUGUGGACAAUCAGAAUUUUGUUAGUGAGAUCCCAAUGAUUCAAAAAUUAAUGGGCACCAGUUUUGCUGACAGAACGAAAUAUGAACAGUUAUGCAAGCUUCAGUCUCAAGUAAGUACCCAGCAAAAUGAUGAUCUUAAUACAGAAAAUGAUGAAACAUGGUUUAUGAGGUAUUUUAUGUCUUUAAAUGAGCAUUUGUUCAGCACAUUACUGAGUGUAUCUCGAACCCAAGAUAAACAGUGGACUAUAGAGCAUAUGCAUUCCAUUGGCCUGGAUCCCGUAAAUGAUCGAACAUUUAUAAUGGAAUUAGCUGAUACUUAUGGUAUUGAUAUUGUACCUGCUGCUGACACUUUGUGUUGCACGCCUUAAUGCUUGAUGGUCAUAUAAAACUUAUAUCUCUUAAAACUAUUAUUCCAAAUGUCUAAUGUUUAUGAGAUACCAUUAGUGUUGUGUUAAAAUACUUACUACUAUUUGUGCAAUAGAUUGUUUCUUUUUAUUAUCAAAAUUACAUUAAUUAGUGAAUAACAAUUGAAUUCUUGCCAUUAGCCUUCUAAAAUAAUAUUCACACACCCACAUAUUUGUUGAAAGCUAUAUGCUUUGCAUCAGAAGUUAAAAAUUUAACUUUUAUGUUUGAGUUUAUUUAUAAAAUUUUUACUUUCGUUAGUGAAUGUACAGAAAUUUAUAUAAAAUUUAUUUUUAUGUGCAGUCUCUUGUUCUUAAAUUAUAUUUUGAAAAUCUGUUGAAAGAUAUAAACUUACUCUCAUGUAUAGUAUAAGGUAAGAGCAUAAUCUCUAUAUUAUAUGCUUUGUGAAUGAAAUUAUAUUUUUUUAAAUUUACUUUGAUAAGUUCAUCUUCAUAAGAACAUUUUAAAUAAUUGAAUGAUUUUCAGCAGAUAUGUAUUUGCAUGUUGAUAAUUCCAAAUUUAUUUCCAAAUCUGCAGUUUAGCAAAGGUACUGAUAGUUUUGAAUGAUUAAUCGUGAAUAUAUAUCUGAUGUAUCUUAUAAAAAGAAAAUAAGGUUUUGCUUUUAUAUCCUGAAUCAUUGAUCAAAUGCAUCGUAUUUUUAAUAUAAAAAUCAUCAUAAUUCUUAACAGGUCAUAAAAGUAAUAGCAUAUGCAGUUAAAAAUUCUGCUGUGAUAGUUAUUGGUUAUAAUUUCAACCUGUUUUAUUGAUUUUGCUAUUGUUGUCUCUAUGGAUCUUUUGUUUUAAAGUGAUGAAGCUUUCUUGUUUUAACUUUAUAUAAUUUUUCUUCUUUAAGUCGUAAUUGUAAAUAUAUUAAUCUUAAUUGUAUAAAAGUAUUUAAAGUAAUUUGGAAAUAUUACAUU
Messenger RNA from Stegodyphus dumicola, 1740 nucleotides. Its product is annotated as DENN domain-containing protein 11-like. Gene Ontology annotation, cellular component: cytoplasm. The record is from RefSeq and is a predicted model, not a curated record. NCBI's taxonomy places the organism in Eukaryota, Metazoa, Arthropoda, Arachnida, Araneae, Eresidae.